AUGGAAAUUGUGAUUAUCGGCUCUGGGAUCAUCGGUCUUCUAUCCGCCCUGACACUGACUGACGCCGGUUACAAAGUGACGAUACUCGCUCGCGACCUACCGAAAGAUGACAGUCUAGAUUGGGCAAGCCCUUGGGCCGGUGCUGCAAUCUACCCUCAUCCAGAUACGGGUGGCCAGCCUCUCCAAGUAGAAACCUUCAAAUAUUACUGGGCUCUUGCGCACAGAGAUCCGACUAGCAGUGUCCAGGUGGUCAAAGCGACCGAAUACUACGAUGACCGAGAAAAUGACGAUAGCAUCUGGUAUAAGACCCUCGUACCACGAUACCGCCGCAUUAUCGCAAAAGACCUUCCAAGCGGCGCGAAGAUAGGCUUCACAUACCAGUCCAUGACAGUCAACCCGGCUGUCUUCCUCCCUUGGAUCAAGAAAGAGCUUGAAAGCCGGGGAGUGCAAUUUGUCCGAAAGACGGUCAAAUCUCUCCGAGAAGCUGAGCACAUUACCGGAUGCAGGGUGAUUGUCCACGCGUCGGGGCUAGGUGCUUCUGGCCUUGCAAAUGACAAGAACAUGGUAGCGAUUCGUGGACAGACGAUGUUCGUGGAAACCGAUUUCGAUGAGACUUCUUUGCACCAGGGUUCACAUUAUACUUAUGUUAUCCCGCGUAUGUAUACCGGUGGUGCGAUUAUGGGUGGUGUCAGCCAGCCGGGGAAUUUGUCGCGGGAAGUAGCUAGAGAGUUGCGGUCUGAUAUUCUUCAUCGGACGAGGAAGCUUUGCGAAGGCAGCUUUGAUUCUGUGGAUUUGCAGCGCGAUGUGAAGAGGGAUAUUGUUGGUUUUCGUCCUUAUAGAAAAGGUGGGUUUCGUCUUGAGGUGGAGGGAAAUGUUGUACAUGCUUACGGCUUUGGCGGUCUUGGAUACGCCUUUAGCUAUGGAGCUGCGCAAAAGGUUCGCGAGAUGGUCGAUUCGUUGGUUCGGAAACAGUUAUGA
Messenger RNA from Penicillium arizonense, 978 nucleotides. Its product is annotated as FAD-dependent oxidoreductase. Gene Ontology annotation, molecular function: FAD binding; D-amino-acid oxidase activity. Bases 1 to 978 code for a protein of 325 amino acids. NCBI's taxonomy places the organism in Eukaryota, Fungi, Ascomycota, Eurotiomycetes, Eurotiales, Aspergillaceae. The transcript has 4 exons. The record is from RefSeq and is a predicted model, not a curated record.